AGCAACCGAAAUCCCCUCCCGACCUCCUCUCUCCCCGCGAUCCCCCACCCACCCACCCGCGUUGGAGGCGAUGGCGUCGGCGGCGGCGGAGAUGCAGCCGCUGGCCCCGGCGGGGUACCGCCGGGCGCCGGAGAUGAAGGAGAAGGUGGACGCCUCGGCCGUGGACCUGGAGGCCGGCAACGGGGAGACGCUGUACCCGGGGAUCUCGCGCGGCGAGAGCGCGCUCCGGUGGGGGUUCGUGCGCAAGGUGUACGGCAUCCUCGCCGCGCAGCUGCUCCUCACCACGGCCGUCUCCGCGCUCACCGUCCUCCACCCCACCCUCAACGCCACGCUCUCCUCCUCCCCGACCCUCGCGCUCGUGCUCGCCGUCCUCCCCUUCGUGCUGAUGGUGCCAUUGUAUCAUUAUCAGCACAAACACCCACACAAUUUUGUUUACCUGGGUCUGUUCACUUUGUGCUUGAGUUUCAGUAUUGGUGUGGCAUGUGCAAACACUCAAGGAAAAAUUGUGCUUGAGGCUUUAAUAUUGACCUCAGCUGUAGUCGCCUCUUUGACCGCGUAUACUUUCUGGGCUUCAAAGAAGGGGAAAGAAUUUGGUUAUCUUGGACCUAUUCUGUUUUCUGCUCUUAUUUUACUUAUCGUGAUAAGCUUUGUGCAGGUGUUCUUCCCAUUAGGUUCUGGAUCAGUUGCCUUGUUUGGUGGCCUUGGAGCUUUAGUUUUCUCAGGCUUCAUCAUCUACGACACGGAGAACUUGAUAAAGCGCCACACUUAUGAUGAUUACAUUUGGGCCUCAGUUGAGCUCUACCUUGACAUCCUCAACUUGUUCCUUUAUAUCCUAAACAUGAUCAGGAGCAUGCAAAGUGAUAACUAGUGAGUCCAGCGCCAACAAGUAUUGUGAACCCAUUCAGUGACGCCAGUGUCUCCUGCUCUAUGGAGUAUUUUGAACAGCAAUCCAUAUAACUCCGAAACAUUGUAAUCUACUUUGCUGUCGUAUGAUUGUCGUGUCGAAUGACGAGACUUAAGUACAAUAAAUGUAUAGUGGUAAUGUGAGUAUAGCAGUCAGAAGUCUGUGAUCCCAAAGAUUUGUGCCGUGGUGCCAAUACUUAUUACCUUGCGAUGUUUGUUACU
Oryza brachyantha (malo sina) is the source of this 1125-nucleotide messenger RNA. Its product is annotated as BI1-like protein. Bases 71 to 868 code for a protein of 265 amino acids. The transcript is spliced from 4 exons. Gene Ontology annotation, cellular component: membrane. The record is from RefSeq and is a predicted model, not a curated record. NCBI's taxonomy places the organism in Eukaryota, Viridiplantae, Streptophyta, Magnoliopsida, Poales, Poaceae.